Molecule: messenger RNA, 3204 nt
Organism: Nilaparvata lugens (brown planthopper)
Lineage: Eukaryota; Metazoa; Arthropoda; Insecta; Hemiptera; Delphacidae
Product: CCAAT/enhancer-binding protein zeta
Cellular component (GO): nucleus
Source: RefSeq, a predicted model, not a curated record
AUUUUGAUAUUUUUCAGAAUGCUAGCAGGAUAGAUAGUUCUGGGAGCAAAAUGGACUCUCGUAGAGUGAAUACCAAAAUCAAAUUCUCAGAUAACGAUACUAAUGGUGGUGGGACUGUUGUCUCACCAGAAGAAGAUGUAUACAAUGAUGAAUAUGGGACAGAAGUUGAACGAAAGAAAUGGUUUGAAGAGAAUAACAGUACUCUCACAUCAAUCAGUCCAUUGUCAGAAGAAGAAAUAUCAACUCUCAAGUUCGAAGCUGAAAGAGUUUUAAAAGAUGAGACAUCAUUUCACAAUGAAAAAGAGCAACGUGGCAAAAAAGGAAACGAUGGAGCCUGGUUGAAAACUGUCUUCCAGAAAGGAACAGCAUCUGAUAAAAUAGCUGCACACGUUGUCAACAUUCAAAACAAUCCAUUAUUUUCAAUCAGCUCUCUCACUACCUUGAUUAAUAUGGUGAAAGUCGGGAAGAAAGAGUUCUCCCUGGUGAUAGAUAAUCUGUGUGAGCUGUUCGUUGAGGACCUGCUGCCCCCGAACAGGAGGCUGUUGCCGUUCCACAAGCAGCCACUCGACCGCCUGCCUGAACUGUGCUCUGGCAAUGCCACGUCUCGUCGCCGCUACCUCGUGUUGUGGGCUUACGAGGACCAGCUCAAAAAUAACUACUCUAUUUUCGUUCAAGCCUUGAAUGUGAUAGCCAAGGAUGACAUAGAAGCAAACAAAGAGAAAUCUGUAUCUGCUUUGUAUCACCUACUGGCUGCACGUCCAGAAUUGGAAGAUGUACUACUAAAAAGUGUCGUGAAUAAAUUGGGAGAUCCACAACGUAAAAUAGCAUCAAAAGCCAUUUAUUGUUUAACACAAUUGCUCAAACAACAUGAAGCAAUGAAGCAAAUAGUUUUGAAUGAGAUUGAACACUUGAUUUUCAGGUCAAAUGUUAGUCAAAAGGCUCAGUACUAUGCAAUCUGUUUUCUGUCACAGUUCAGAUAUUCAGCACACGACGGAGAGCUGGCUUGCAAUGUCAUAUCAGUAUAUUUUGCAUUUUUCAGAGCUUGUGUGAAAAAGGGUGAUGUUGAUUCUAGAAUGCUGGGCUCAUUGCUCAUGGGUGUAAAUCGAGCUUACCCAUACUCAAAAGAAAAAUUGUCGAAAAUUUCCAGUCAUAUUGACACGUUAUAUAAGAUGGUUCAUAUGGCUAACUACAAUAUAAGCAUGCAGUGUCUGAACAUCCUGUUUCACGUAUCAGAUUCAUUCCAGGACAGAUAUUAUACUGCGCUUUAUAAAAAGUUGAUCGAGUUUGAUUUUGCACAUUCGGCACAUCAAGCCAUGAUAUUGAACCUAAUUUACAAGUCUCUGAGUAAAGAUACGAACAUGGGAAGAGUUAGAACAUUCAUAAAACGGUUACUUCAGCUUUGUGGACUGAUGCCUGUGCCACUGGCGUGUGGUCUGCUGUAUGCCAUCUCGCAACUCAUCAAAAACCGUCCUGAGCUGUUGGCCAACAGAUUGGAGGCGCAGAGAGCCGCCCUCGAUGACGACGCUGACGAUGAAGAGUGCUACAAAGACGUCGACUCUGAGGCAAAUGGUGAUUGCAAAGACGAAUCAUUGCUUGAUGACAGUGUGAUGAAAGAGGAAGAAGCCGAGGUGAAGAACAAGGAGACUGAAGUGAAGCAGGAGGAGUCGAGCGAGGAGAAGAAGGAGAGGAAGCCGUGUAUGGGAUGGUUUCACGCGGCACUGACCACCAGGCGCAACACUGUCACGUUUGACCCAUCUAUUAGGAAUCCAGCGUUUGCCAAAGGAGAAUCAGCUGUCUACACUGAGCUCACUCUGCUCCUCAAUCACUUCCAUCCAACUGUAGCUCUAUUUGCCAAAAAUAUCCUUGAUAAUGAGACAAUAAAGUACACCGGAGAUCCCCUCGUUGAUUUUUCUCUGGUAAGGUUUAUGGACCGAUUCGUUUUCAAAAAUCCGAAACAGCCGAACAUCAUUCUUGAAGAGAAAGGACCAGAUCGAGCGCUGGCCCAGAGGAAGUACUACACACCUUCUGGAGCGAAGGCGCUUCCCACCAACAGCCGAUUGUAUCUCGAACAAAACGAAGAACACGUGCCAAUUGAUGAACUUUUUCUCUACAAAUAUCUGCAUCAUAAGAAAAGUAUGGGUUAUAAAGUGGUUCCUAAAGAAGAGGAUGAUAGUGACUUGGAAAGUGUGGCUAGUGAAGAAUUCGAAGAGAUGUUGAAUAAUAUGCCUGGCUUCAGGAACAAAGAUGUGGACUUUGCUGAAGAUAUCGGUGAUAACCUAAGUAACACCAAGACGAGUAAAAAAGGAAAAAACAAAGACAUGGAUUCAGAUGGUUCGGAUGAUUCAGAUGGUGGAGAUGACGUGGGAGAAGAAGAUGAUGAAGAUGUCAGCUUGGAUGAUGCCAGUGGUGAUGAUGACAUUGAUUUGGAUGAACUCGACGACGAUGAUGAAGCUAUUUCUUUUGACGAAAGUGAUGGAGAUGAUGAAGAUAUGGAAGUUUCAAAUAAAAAGAAACCGAAAAAGAAACUCGACGAAAAUAAGCUUAGAAAAGGUAUAUCAAAAUUAUUUGCUCCUGCUGAGCAAUUCUCAGAGAUGCUAGAAAAUGAAGGAUCUUCAGGAUUUAGGACUGGAACAGCGCAUGCAGUUGCUAAUAAAGACAAAGCAGCUAUCAAACAACUCGAAUGGGAAAUGAAUAGAGGAGAUAAAUCUUGGAGCAACAAAAAUAAGAGGAAGACAUCAAACAAAUUUUCAAGUAUGAAAAAGAAAAAGAAAAUGCGUUGAACUUUGUAUUCUUUUUGAAGUUAAUUAAAAUGUAAAUACUAAAAAAAAUUAUUUUAUUAUUAUACGUUUGUUGAACAUAUUUAUUUGCUUAUUAGUCUCUAAUAUCUCAGAAGAAACUAGAAAAGUAAGAUUUUUAGUAGGUUAAACACAACCGUAGUAGACCAUGAAUUUAAUAAAAUUGGCCUGUAUUAUUUGAGAUGAAUUUACACUGAAUAUGUUGUUCGAAUGAUGUUUUUACUAUAUUCAUGUUUUCAAAUCAGUGGAAUUAAUUGCAAAACGAAAUUUUUCCGCUGGCAUCUAUGAUAGAUAGUGUAAUUCAAUUCAUCACGCUUCAUCUGACCUAAUAUCAAUAGUUAAUUAUGUAAAUAAUCAUCAAUUUCGUAUUGUAUUUUAUCGAUCAAUAAAAUAAAUCAACACGAUUCAA